AUGACAUCACACGUAGCCAAUAACAUCCAUUCAUACCACAAUAAUUAUGACCCGAAUUUCCUCUCUGAUGACGAGGAAGAGUACUGUCCGUUGUGUAUUGAACCAUUAGAUAUCACAGAUAAGAAUUUCUUCCCCUGUCCCUGUGGCUAUCAAAUUUGUCAAUUCUGUUACAACAAUAUUAGGCAGAACCCUGAGCUAAACGGCAGAUGCCCGGCUUGUCGACGGAAAUACGACGAUGAUAGCGUACGAUACGUUGUUUUAUCUCCAGAGGAGCUGAAGAUCGAGCGUGCAAACCUGGCCAGGAAGGAGAGAGAGAGGAAACAAAGGGAGAAGGAGAAAAAGGAAAAUGAGUACAGCAAUAGGAAACAUUUGGCAGGUAUGAGAGUGAUCCAGAAAAACUUGGUUUAUGUUGUGGGUGUUAAUCCGUCUGUCCCAUAUGAGGAAGUAUCAAGUGCUCUGAAAUCGGAUAAAUAUUUCGGCCAGUACGGUAAGAUCAACAAGAUUGUUGUGAACAGGAAAAACCCUCAUCCGAAUGACACCUAUCACCACCACACUCCCGGGUAUGGGGUCUACAUUACUUUUGCCGCGAAAGAUGAUGCAGCAAAAUGUAUCGCACAAGUGGAUGGUACCUAUAUGGAUGGAAAACUUGUCAAAGCCGCUUAUGGUACUACGAAGUAUUGUUCCUCGUAUUUAAGAGGUCAGCCUUGCCCAAACCCAAACUGUAUGUUUUUGCACGAACCUGGAGAGGAGGCAGAAUCGUUUAAUAGGAACAACAAGCUGCAACAACAACAACAGCAAGCCCUACAACACAGCAGCUCUAACACUCCCGGGAGCGCCCAUGCUGCACCAUCGGCUCCUCCAAACCUUUUCAAACCCUUGGGGCACAACACUUCCAAUGGUGGGUUGUCUUCCUUGAACCUGAAUGGCGGAUCUGCGGCACCCUCCCCGCUUCCGAUCAAAACACACUUGCAACAUGAUACUGUUCAUAGUGGGUCUGGUACCCCGGUGCUAACACCUGCACACUUACCAGCGGGCACCAAUGCCUGGGGUGUUAGCCAAUCAUCAACACCUAUCACUUCGCUGAACUUAUCGAAAAACACGAGCACUCAUAACUUACCCACUUUGGCUGAUGCGUUGGGUCAUCAUCAUCAAGAGCCUACCAAUUUGGCAAACGUUUCUACAGUUCACAAUGCCAGUAGUAACAAGGAAACUAAGAAAAAGAAGGAAAACGUUAACAACGAGAAAGAUCAUGACGAUCCUUACGAUGCGUUGAAAAGCGCAGUUUCAUUUUUGGAUGGCAGAAUAUCCUCUUUAUCAAACUAUGAAAGACAAUCUUUCAAAUUGAAACCAAAUCUACUGGACACAACUAUUUAUAAGAACUAUCCUUCACUGUUUUCAUGGGAUAACAUCGAGACAUCCAAGAAAUCUGAUAACGUUUUGGGACAGAAACUGGUCGACAUACUGGCUAUCAAACCCGUGGACUACUCUGCAUCUGUAAUCCAAUUCUUGCAAAGUGUAAAUGUGAGUGGGACACCAUCGAACAACCCGAUGCAACCCAACUACUAUUCUGCGGGUGGCACGCCAAAUGUUGCUACUGCGUCCAUGAAUCAACCACAUCUACCGCAACAACAACAACAACAACAACAACAGCAACAGCAACCACUUCCACCACAAGCACCAACCCCUGAAAAUGGGUCUACCAACUCUACUGAUUUACUAAAUCAACUAAUAAAGGGCAGGAAGACUGUUGUCGGCAAUUGA
Molecule: messenger RNA, 1761 nt
Organism: Huiozyma naganishii CBS 8797
Lineage: Eukaryota; Fungi; Ascomycota; Saccharomycetes; Saccharomycetales; Saccharomycetaceae
Gene: MOT2
Product: CCR4-NOT core ubiquitin-protein ligase subunit MOT2
Exons: 1
Coding region: 1-1761 (586 amino acids)
Biological process (GO): protein ubiquitination
Cellular component (GO): CCR4-NOT complex
Molecular function (GO): RNA binding; metal ion binding; ubiquitin-protein transferase activity
Source: RefSeq, a predicted model, not a curated record